CGAAGUGGAUGGCUUCCAGCUGUGGCCCGGCUUUCCCUGUCCUCCUUUCGGUCAAGGCGGGAGGUAGAGGUGCCUUGUCACUGAAGACAACAGGCCGCCUUCUUUCGUGCCAGCCCCUGCCAAUACUUUUCUGGAGAUAACGCUUUUCUGGGGGAUGCUCAACAAAGGUAUUCAGUCUCCUGAUUCAGUCAUGAUAUAUUAAUGAGAAGACCUCUGAUGAGUUUUGGCUCUGGAUGUCUUAAUCUGUGGUGUUGAAGAGAGAGUACAAGGAAUGGAGCUGGCUCAUAGCUUGCUACUUAAUGAAGAAGUGUAUAAGCAGCUUGGUGAAUUUCAGAAAGCUGAGUUUGUUUUUGAGUGGUUACAGUUUUUGGAGAAACUCCUACCAGUGACUGACAGAGCCGAUAUACGGGAAAAACAGAAGAAACUGGUUGACCAGCUGACAUCUUUGUUGAAUAGUUCACCAGGGCCUCCUACCAGAAGGCUCAUUGCCAAGAAUUUUGCUCUACUUUAUAGCACUGGAGAUACUUUUUCUGUUUACCAGACAAUUGACAAAUGCAAUGAACUCAUUCGGAGCAAAGAUGAUUCACCAAGUUAUCUACCCACAAAACUUGCUGCAGUGGUAUGCUUGGGCUAUUUAUACAAAAAGUUGGGUAGAAUCUUGGGAAACAGCUUUACAGACACCAUAGGAAAUGUGCUGAAGGCAAUGAAGAAUGCAGAGUCUCAAGGUCGUUAUGAGAUCAUGCUUAGUUUGGAAAAUAUAUUGAAUGGUUUAGGAGCUGCUGCUAUCGCAUGUCAUAGAGAUAUUUACAAGGCUGCCCGCUCAUGCUUAACGGAUCGAUCUAUGGCAGUCCGCUGCGCUGCUGCAAAGUGUCUUCUUGAACUUCAGAAUGAGGCAGUUUUUAUGUGGAGCACAGACCUGGAUAGUGUUGCAACCCUAUGCUUUAAAUCCUUUGAAGGUUCCAAUUAUGAUGUGCGAGUAGCAGUCUCAAAACUUUUAGGCACAAUACUGGCUAGAGCUGUAACAUCUAAACAGGCAACAGCAUCUGCCAGGCCAAAUGUUCGCAAACUCUCUCUGGAAGAAGCCAUGGAACUACUGGGAGCAGGUUUUCUUCGUGGGAGUUCUGGAUUUCUACGAGCCAGCGGUGAUAUUCUGAAAGGGACAAGCUCAAUCAGCAGGGAUGUUAGAGUUGGAGUUACUCAGACUUAUGUGGUGUUUGUUUCCACAUUAAGAGGGCAGUGGCUUGAAAGGAAUAUCUCUGCCUUCCUUUCGCAUGUCCUAGAUCUAGUGUCUCAGGCUCACCCCAAAGUUUAUCAAACUCAGAUGGAUGCUAUCUGCUGUCGCCGCUGUGUUUCAUUUAUCCUUCGAGCUACCAUAGGAGGCCUUCUUGGGGAAAAAGCUCAGAUUGCAGCUGCCAAGGAGAUUUGUCAGGCCAUCUGGAAGAUGAAGAAAGUUGUGGAUGCUGUAACAAGUGACAGUAAUUUGGAAACACGGAUUGGUACAACGGAUAUAACAGUAAGCCAACAUGUGCUUGUCUGUGCAUUACAAGAGCUUGGGAGUCUUAUACAUGGCUUAGGAACUACUGCUGCACCAUUGUUACAAGAUUCCAGUACAGGAGUUUUGGAUACAGUAAUUUCAGUCAUUCUUCACCCUAGUGUCUCGGUUCGUCUCACAGCAGCUUGGUGUUUACGCUGCAUUGCUGUAGCUUUGCCAUCCUAUGUGUCGCCACUUUUUGAUCGCUGUGUUGAGCGUCUUAGUGCCCUUAAGUCUUCUCCAGAAGCAGUGACCGGAUAUAGCUUUGCUACUGCUGCCUUGUUGGGAGCAGUAAGAUACUGUCCUUUGGGUAUUUCACAUGGAAAAGGGAAGGUAAUCAUGACAGUAGCAGAGGAUUUACUGUGUUCAGCUUCUCAGAAUAGUCGCAUUGCAAUGCAGCGAACACAGGCUGGAUGGCUCCUGAUAGCUGCCCUCAUGACAUUAGGUCCUGCAGUAGUCCAGCAUCACCUUCCAAGAAUACUGUUACUAUGGAAGUGUGUUUUUCCUCUAUCUCCGAAAGAUCUAGAAACAGAGAAGAGUCGAGGAGAUUCGUUUACAUGGCAGGUUACAUUGGAAGGCCGUGCUGGUGCUCUCUGUGCUAUCAAAAGUUUUGUUUCGUAUUGUGCUGGUCUGCUUACAGAUGAAGUAAUUCAGAGACUUCUUCCUCCUCUCCCAUGUGCUGUUGAUUUAUUGACACAGCUUCCUUCAUUAUGUAAAUUGUAUGGAAAUCCUUUAAGAACCUCUUCAGUUGUUUACAGGCUCAAACUUUAUGAAUUAUUGGCUGUUCUGCCCCCAAAGACCUAUGAAGGAAACUUCACUGCUGUUCUGAAAGAGCUAGUAGCUGACUUGACUGCCCCUGAUAGUCAAAUGGAUGCUUCUACAGUCUUACUUCCUCCUCUUUGUCACCAGGAUGAUAUUCUUUUACUUGGCCCUUUAUUGCAGGAGACUGACCACAGAUUUAUUGAAGAUCAGCUCGUCUUAGGUAACAGUAUAGCUGGAGGAAGCCUGGAAUAUGACCCUUAUUCAGUUUAUGAUAAAGUUGCAGAAGGUGAUUCAGUGCCUAAACCCCUGCCUCCAACAAUAUUGGUUAUCAGUGCAGCAGCCCAUCUCUUUGGAGCUAUAUUUUCCCACACAGCAGAAUCUCAGAGGCUCCAAGUAUUAGAACAACUGUUGGAUUCCAUAAAGCAAACAAAAGGUUCACGACAGCAGAUAGUGCAAUUAAAUGUUGUUUCUGCAUGUUCUAGUUUUCUGAAGCACUUGGCAAGCUGCAAAGGAAGUUUAGGUCCAGAAGAAGUUAAAAAAGCUGCACUAACCUUAGUAAUGGGUGCCCUGGAAAGUAGUAACCCACUUUUAAGGUGUGCUGGUGCAGAAUCUUUGGCCAGACUGGCACAGGUGGUUGCUGACAUUGCCUUCACUGCAGGAUUGGCCCAAGUUAGUUUUGACAAGCUAAAAUCUGCUAGGGAUGUGGUGUCAAGAACAAGUCAUUCUUUGGCUCUUGGAUGUUUGUAUAGAUAUUUAGGCGGAAUAGUCUCUACACAACAUCUGAAUGCAUGUGUUGGAAUCCUUUAUACGUUAUCUCAGGACAGUACUUCUCCAGAUGUACAGGCUUGGGCACUGCAUGCUCUAACGCUGAUAAUAGAUUCAGCCGGUCCUUUGUAUCAUGUCCAUGUGGAACCUACCCUUUCCCUUGUUCUCAUGUUGUUGUUGACUGUACCUCCAGCUUAUGCUGAAGUUCACCAAAGCCUUGGUCGCUGUUUAAAUGCACUUAUCACCACAUUGGGUCCUGAGUUGCAAGGCAGUACUACCACAGUUUCAGCCUUAAGAACUUCCUGUCUCCUGGGCUGUGCAGUGAUGCAGGAUAAUCCUGACUGCCUCGUUCAGGCUCAAGCCAUCUCUUGCCUUCAGCAGCUUCAUAUGUUUGCACCACGACAUGUCAACUUGUCUAGCCUUGUCAGCUGCCUAUGCGAGAUCUUGUUGGAUAAUUCUGUGUUGGUGAAUUUCUGUAGCUCCUACUUACUGUUGAGGCGAGCAGUACUAGCUUGCUUGCGCCAGCUUGCGCAAAGAGAAGCAGCUGAGGUAUCAGAACAUGCUGUUGCCUUUGUAAAAGAUAACAGAGAAGACUUCACUCCAGACAUUAACAUCAGAGAAAUAGGUCUGGAGGGGGCAUUGCUGAGCUUGCUGGACAAAGAAGUGGAUCAAAGAUUGUGCCAAGAUAUCAGAGAGACCCUGAGUCAUAUGCUUACAUCGAUGGCAGUUAAAAAGCUUUCUUUCUGGCUGAAGCUUUGUAAAGAUGUCCUUGCUUCCUCAGCAGAUUUCACUACAGUAGCUUCAGUUGAUACAACCCAAGAAGAGGAGGUAGUUAAAGGGGAUGAUGAAUCAGUGUUAACCUCCAAGAGUGAUGAGACAUCCCAUCCCUUCACUAAUCCACGGUGGUCUACUAGAGUUUUUGCUGCAGAGUGUGUUUGUAGAAUUAUCAGCCAAUGUGAAAAUGCAGGCAGUACACAUUUUGACAUAACUUUGGCUCAAGAAAGGAAACAAAGAGAUUCAAGAGAUGACUUUUUAGUAUUGCAUUUAGCUGACUUGAUCCGCAUGGCUUUUAUGGCUGCCACAGAUCACAGUGACCAGCUUCGUCUCUCUGGGCUUCAGACAUUGUUAAUUGUUGUUCGGAAGUUUGCAGCUGUUCCAGAACCAGAAUUUCCAGGUCAUGUAAUUCUGGAGCAAUAUCAAGCUAAUGUUGGAGCAGCACUUAGACCUGCCUUCACCCCAGAAACCCCACCUGAUGUCACAGCAAAAGCAUGUCAGGUUUGCAGUGCCUGGAUCGCAAGUGGCGUAGUAAGUGACCUGAAUGACCUUCGAAGGGUUCAUCAGUUGCUUGUAUCAUCCUUGACCAAAAUACAGGCUGGAAAAGAAGCACAGAGUCAGUUAUACAAUGAGAGCACCUCAACUAUGGAGAUAUUGGCUGUGCUUAAAGCUUGGGCAGAGGUUUACAUAGUGGCAGUUGAAAGACAAAAAAACCAAAGUGGUGGAUACAAACAGUCCUUGAAGAUCACAGAUUCCACUGAUGAAAGCUAUAGUGAUGCAACUUCUUCUGCCAAUGGACUUCUAGACCUGGUCCAGGCAGACCUCGGAACAUUAAGCAAACUUUGGCUUGCCGCGCUUCAGGAUUUUGCUCUCUUAACUUUACCUUCUGAAUAUGCCUCUCAGCUUCCUGUUGAAGGUGGGGCAUUCUAUACUGCAGAGACUAUUGAAAAUGCAAGACCACACUAUCAGAACUCCUGGGCUCUAAUCCUUUACGCUACAGCAUUAUGGCUCACCAGCACAGGUUUCAUUGUAGUAGAUCCAGAUGAAGGUCUAACUAAUCUCUCCCGACCCGUCACUCCAACUACAAUGUGUCAAGAUUCUUCCUCCAGGGCUGCAGUGAAAUCUCCUGAGGAUGUGAAUACUGACAGAUUUCAUCUUAUCUUGGGGAUUAGUGUAGAAUUUCUCUGCUCCCCUGGAUCAGAUGCAGCAAUGGAGAACAUUACUGCAUGCUUACAUGCUCUACAGGCAUUGCUUGAUGUUCCUUGGCCUAGAGCUAAAGUAGGUGGUGAUCAGGAGCUGGGUGUAGAGCUGUUGAAUGUUUUGCAUCGACUGAUAUUAACCAGAGAAUUGCCUGACAUUCAGCUUGCUGCUCUUGAAGUGGUCCGACAGAUUCUUUUUGCAUCUCAGGAACAUGUGAGGGAAAAACGCAGAAGUGCAGAAGUUGAUGAUGGUGCAGCAGAAAAGGAGACAUUGCCAGAAUUUGGAGAAGGAAAAGAUACGGGAGGCCUGGUGCCUGGAAAGUCAUUGGUAUUUGCAACGCUGGAGUUGUGUGUUUGCAUUCUUGUGAGACAGCUCCCCCAGCUCAACCCUAAAUUAACUGGUAGCUUCGCAGUUAAAGAUGGAAAGCCUCAAUUAUUGUCAGAGAAUGGAAGCAAAUUGGUAUCGGCAGCAUUAGUUAUCCUCUCCGAUGUUCCUGCUGUCUGCUCUCCUGAAGGAAGUGUUUCGGUUCUCCCUACUAUCCUGUAUCUAAUUAUUGGAGUCCUCAGAGAAACUGCUGUGAAAUUGCCUGAUGGCCAGUUACCUGUGACAGUUACUGCAUCUUUGCAAGCUCUUAAGGGGCUUUUGUCUUCUCCUAUGGCUCGAGCAGAGAAGAGCAAAACUGCUUGGACUGAUCUUCUCCGUAGUGCUUUAGUCACGGUGCUUGACUCUUGGGAUCCAGUAGAUGGAGUUCUCCAAGAAUUUAAUGAAGUUGGCCUGCUUACUGCCAUUACAGUAUUUAUUUUGUCUACAAGUCCAGAAGUUACUGCCAUAGAGUGCCUUCAAAAGCGUUGUAUUGAGAAGUUUAAGUUAGCACUUGAUUCAAAAGAUCCUGUAGUACAGCUUAAGUGCUACCAGCUGCUGCAUUCCAUCUUUCAGCAUCCAAGCAGAGCUAUCUCACAUCCUUACAUUCAUUCUUUGGCAUCAUCCAUUGUGGGGAAAUUGCAGGAAACAGAGAAAACAAAACCAGAGAAUUUUGCUGAACUUCAAGUAGUUCAAGAAGGAAUAAAGGUCGUAACAGCUCUUACAACUAUGGCAGAGGAAGAGCAUCGUACUCAUUUAGUGGCCUGUCUCCUGCCCCUUCUUAUUUCCUUUCUUAUGGAUGAGAAUGAACUGGUAUUAGCCACAAACUCAGCAAGAAAUCUACACGAGUUUGCACUGCAAAAUUUGAUGCAGAUUGGUCCACAAUAUUCAUCAGUUUUUAAAAAACUAAUGGCUUCUUCUCCAACUAUGAAAGCCAGACUUGAAUCAGCUGUAAAAGGCAAUCAGGAAAGCAUCAAAGUCAAGACAACAUCUAAACAUGUGAAGAAUCCUGGGAAAAGUUCAAGCAUUCAGCUAAAGACAAAUUUUCUUUAAAGUCACUUAUUUAAAUCUUAUGCACUUCGAUGCUGCAAAAAAAUCCCUUUUCAUUUCUAGUAGGGAAGGGCUGCUUUCAAUUUUAGCUCAGUUCAAAUUUAAAAGCCAGCUAAUUUUUUUUUUUUAAUUAAAUUCUUUACAGAUUGCUUUCCAUUUAAUAUAAUAGACUUUUGAAACUCAUCUGACCACUGUGUAAACCUUAUCAAAGGUUACAUAAUUUGUAUCUUUGCAUUAGUAAACUACCAGGAAUGCACCUUACUUGCAGAUUUGGGUUAACAUAGAAAAAAAUAAAGACCUUUAACACAGCUAUGUUUAGGAGCCACAUCCUUAGUCAUUAAAUAAAAGAUUUUUUUGUUUUAAACAAGUAUGAUCAAUAACAAGUUAAUAUGACUGUUGAUUUUUUUUAAAUUUAACUGGGUUCAUAAUUUACCUGCAGUUCAUAAUCUAUUCUAAUUACUGUUUUAACAUACUGCAUCAUUAACCAAAUAUAUUAAAUAUCCUUACAAUCCUUAAAUAAAAUUAUUGAGCUUUAAAAUCCAGCUACAUUUAAAGUAAUAUUCAUAGCUUUAAUUACAUUCUAUUGGACCCUUGUGCUGGCCGAGGUUUAACAAAUGCCGUCAUACUGCAGCUUCACAAUGUUCUAUCACUGAGGUCCCAAUCUGCAGUGGUUUACACAGUGAGACUUUACACAGUGCUUUAGUAUGCACACAUGCAAGUGUUGGCUGGCUGAGUGCCUUGCUGCUUUAUUAGUCUCACUUUUCAGGAUAUAUCUUUGUUCUAAUUUGAUAUUGUGCUAGGCAGACAAUUAAUGCUUACAUAGCUUGUCCUGAAUAGGACAGCAGUUUUGAUGCACUGUGCCUCUGAUUCAGACGUCUUAUUUAUCUGGAUACAUUUGUUUCAUGAUCUUUAAAUGAUCAGUUAUAUAUACCUGACUCACCUUAAUAUGCAGUCUUCAAGGAGGGAUGGAAAGGUUUGAAGUCAACAUAUCUUGUGUCAAAAAAAUACAACAAACUCAUAAUAAAGUAAAGAGUACAAUAUUGCAAUUUUUAUCAAGGAACAUAUUUUAAUAUAAAAAAGUCUAACUAUUGAAAUUCCAAUGGCUACAAAGUAUUUUCUACAUGCAUUGCCGUCUCCCUUUUUGCCAGUAUUACUAUAAACCAAAUGCUAUCAACGUGAGAUUAGUAUUUCCUUGUUAAAAAUUAAACAAAAAAAAUAAAAACAUUGGCAGGACUGAGAAACGCACUGUGACUCAGGUAGUGUAUAAUGUACUGUAUUUUAUUAUAAGUUUUGUAUAUAAAUACAAUUGUAAAUUGUACAGAAUUAACCAUUUGACCAAAAUUCUAACAAUGCAUUUUUCUAAUUUACAUAAAUAAAGCUAAUUUUCUUCA
Messenger RNA from Alligator mississippiensis (American alligator), 7833 nucleotides. RefSeq names its product HEAT repeat containing 5A (gene HEATR5A). The coding region runs from base 272 to 6445 and encodes 2057 amino acids. The transcript has 37 exons. Gene Ontology annotation, cellular component: endocytic vesicle; membrane; Golgi apparatus. Gene Ontology annotation, biological process: intracellular protein localization; retrograde transport, endosome to Golgi; endocytosis. The record is from RefSeq and is a predicted model, not a curated record. Lineage: Eukaryota; Metazoa; Chordata; Crocodylia; Alligatoridae.